Molecule: messenger RNA, 944 nt
Organism: Paramecium octaurelia
Lineage: Eukaryota; Ciliophora; Oligohymenophorea; Peniculida; Parameciidae
Source: the annotation of a GenBank genome assembly
UGUUAAUUAUUAAUGUCUGCAUCAAAGAUCUUUUACUCACCAUCACGUUCGAAUGUUAAUGCUUCAAAUGUACAAGCAUAUGGAGGUGACAGAGCUCUAUCACCAAGCAGAGCCAAAAUAUCGCAGCUAUCAGAAAAACUCUCCAAUCUCCAACAUCAGAUCGAUGAAGAUCAAGCUGUAAGAGUGUAUCGUUAAUCCUUAGUUCAAGAAGGAGACUUUUGAAAGCAAGAUCAAAAUCUUAGAAGACAGAGCAACCAAGUAGGCUUAGGGAGAUGAUUCCAAGUUCAAGUUGUUGAAGGAACAACUCCAAAAGGUUGAGGAGGGUGCACAAAAUGAGAAAAUCAUUAGAGAGGUAUAGAUCGUUUUCGAAGUAGGCUGGAGACGAGAAAUUGAGAUCGAAAGAUUUAAAGGGAUUGGAAGGAUUUUUGAAUAAGGAAUUAUAAUCCGAAAAAAUCAAUAGAAAAGAUUUUGAGGGAAAAAUAAUUAAGAAUACAGAUGACAAGGUUUACAGCUUAAAAUUGGAUUUGGCCAGAUAGAAGAAGUACAGAGAGGAAACCGAAGAGAAGAAUGCUCAGGAGAUUGGGGAUCGUAUUUUGUAAUUGUAAGAGGAAGUAGAGGAAGAGAGAAGACAAAGGUACACAAAAUUACAUAAAUUACAAUAGGGAAUAGCAAAAUCAAAACACAAUUAAGAGAUUGGGAGAUUCCAUCUUAAAAUUGUAAGAGAUCCUGACAACUGAGAAGAAGCAGAGAGAACAAGCAUAAGGUUAAAUGUUCAGAAUGUUGGAUGAAAUGAACCAUUACUUGAAUAGCGAAUUAACUAGUGAAAAGAAUGAGAGGGAAGCCACUGAAGAGAGUUUGAUCAAUUUGAUAGAUCAAACAUGCAACAGAGUUGAAAAUUCAUUAAGAAAGUGAUAUCAUACGAUCUUUAUACAUUUAAUUUUAAA